Messenger RNA from Notolabrus celidotus (New Zealand spotty), 10198 nucleotides. RefSeq names its product metal transporter CNNM3. The record is from RefSeq and is a predicted model, not a curated record. Gene Ontology annotation, molecular function: transmembrane transporter activity. Gene Ontology annotation, biological process: magnesium ion homeostasis; transport. The transcript is spliced from 11 exons. Lineage: Eukaryota; Metazoa; Chordata; Actinopteri; Labriformes; Labridae. The coding region runs from base 38 to 2293 and encodes 751 amino acids. Gene Ontology annotation, cellular component: plasma membrane.
ACAUGACCCGCGCGGAGCCAGGCUGACCAAAUCCAAUAUGGUGGCCAGCUUGGCAGGUCUCCGGGUCCUGUUGAUGUUAUUGUUGUUCUGCGGGAUCAGGGACGGCUCUUGCAGCCUGGAGGCCCCGCUGGUUCUGGGGCUCAGACUGGAAGACCCGGCGGGUCUGGUGUGCAUGAAGGACCGGAUCAUCUCUGCGCCAACAGGAUCCAGGUUCAGGAUCCGUCUGUUCGGGACUGACCUGAAUGCGAGCUGGCCGUGGGUGGCGUUCGCAGGGGGGGCUGGUGGAGCAGCAGGGGGGGUCGGGGAUGCUCCAGACCCCUGCACGAAGGAGACCAACAGAAAGGAGUCCUCUUUCCAGGUGACGGGGGACUUCAAACCGGAUGAAGCCUACAGUGGACUCAUAACGGUCCAGGUCCAGAAGAAGAGCCUCCCUGCGGGGGCAGCUGGAGGCGAGCAGACCUUCCACCACCUGUGCGUCCGGAACGGGGAGGGAUGGGUCUCUGUGGGCCCGGACAGGCUGCGGGUGAACACGGACAGGGGUCUCCCCGUAGACCACAUCCCGCCGUGGGGUCUGGCUGUGCUCGUAGUGCUGCUGCUGGUGGUGUGCGGGGUCCUGAGGACUGUGAACCUGAGCCUGCUGUGGCUGGACCCCGUGGAGCUCUACGUCCUGCACAGCUGCGGGUCCGAGGAGGAGAAGAGGGCCGCCAAGCGCCUGGAGCCCAUCAGGAGGAGGGGGAACUUCAUGGCCUGCUCCCUGCUGUUCCUCUGUGUUCUGGGACACUCGGUCCUGGGGGUCCUCUUGUACCGGGCUCUGGGUUCCAUCCUCUCCGCCGUGUUCACCAGCGGCUUCCUUAUCUUCUUCCUGGCUGAGCUGGCCCCCCACAUCCUGUGCUCGGGGUACGGGUUCCAGCUGGCCCCGGGUCUGACCUGGCUGGCCCAGGUUUGCAUGGUGCUCACCUGUCCCCUGUCCUGCCCUCUGGGGCUAAUCCUGGACCUGGGGCUCAGGAGGGACAUCAGCACCUGUGGGAUCAGGGAGAGGGCGAUGGAGAUGAUCCGGACUAGUGUGAACGACCCGUACAGUGAGUUCGUGAAGGAGGAGUUCAGCAGAGGGAUGCUGCGCAGUAAGACGGUGGAGGACAUCCUGACCCCCCUGAAGGACUGCUUCAUGCUGCCCAGCUCGGCGGUCCUGGACUUCUCCACCAUGUCUGAGAUCAUGCAGAGCGGAUACACCAGGGUGCCGAUCUACGAGGAGGAGAAGUCAAACAUCGUGGAGAUCCUCUACGUAAAGGACUUGGCUCUGGUGGAUCCAGAAGACUGCACCCCCAUGACGACCAUCACCAAGUUCUACAACCACCCGCUGCACUUCGUCUUCAACGACACCAAACUGGACGCCAUGCUGGAGGAGUUCAAGAAAGGGAACUCUCACAUGGCGAUCGUUCAGAAGGUGAACAACGAGGGAGAGGGGGAUCCGUUCUACGAGGUGCUGGGAUUGGUCACCUUAGAGGACGUCAUCGAGGAGAUCAUCAAAUCAGAGAUCCUGGAUGAAUCUGACGGCUACUUGGACAGGAAAGUGAAGCGUCCCCUCGCCCCGCUGGAGAUCCCUCUGGAGCCUCGCAGCGUGCACGAGGAGUUCUCUCUCUUCAAGCCUCCCGAGGGGGAACCCAAGAUCCAGACGUCACCGCAACUCCUGCUGGCUACUCACCGCUUCCUCUCCAGAGAGGUGGAGCACUUCAGCCCGGCUCGAGUCUCCGAGAAGGUCCUGUUCCACCUGCUGCGUCACCCCAGUGUCAACCAGGAGGUUCACUUUGACCCCAACAACCGUCUGAGCGCGGGUCACUACCUGUACACCAGAAACCACCCGGUGGAUUACUUCAUCCUGCUGCUGCAGGGCCGUGUUGAGGUGGAGAUCGGGAAAGAGGGGCUGAAGUUUGAGAACGGGGCGUUCACGUACUACGGCGUGUCUGCGCUGACGCUGCCAUCUUCAGUGCACCAGUCUCCAGUGUCGACCCAGCGUCACUCUCCCAGGGAUCCCUUUGAGUCGGCAGAAGCUACGAGCCCGUCCAGCUACUGUCCUGACUACACCGUCCGAGCGCUCACCGACCUGCAGCUCAUACGGGUGACACGUCUCCAGUAUUUGAACGCUCUGAUGGCGUCCCGGGUCGGUCAGAGUCCAGAUCCACCUGAGAUUAAGAUCCUGCCCAACAGUCAGACCAAGCUGCUCAACGACAGAAACACCACACAAGGUGGCAGUAAAGCUGCGGAGAGCUCCACAGAAGAAGAGGCUCAUGGGUAGUAGCGUGGCGCUGCCGUCUGCCCGCCUCGCUCCUUUUUAAGCAGAGAUUUAAAGUGUUCUUGUUUUUCUUGUUGAAUCAUCUAUGGCUGGAUCGUAGUUAUUGGACAAAACUGGAGUGAGAGUGAUUUUAUGUGUCUGUUCUUUAGAUCCCCCCCGCUCACACUUCAUCUCCAUCCUCAUUCCUGUUCGUGCUUUUCAUUCAAAUUAUUAUUUCAUGUUGUUUUAUACACUUUGGACUCUCGUGUAUAUAUAUAUUAUAUAUAUAUAUGUAUGUUAACAUGGCGAUGCCUUUCUUCCAGGUGUCACCUCUUGUAUUAAACUCUGCAUCGCCAUUCCUCAUUUUUGCGUCUCUGGGUGCCAAAGCUUCACGUGUGUGUGAGUGUGUGUGAGUGUGUGUGUUGUCCAUGUUCACGAAGUAUCCGUCCGUUUGAGACACUAAAAACACACAAGCUGGCCAAAAGCUGGUUUGCACAUGAAGCGUGAGCUCUCUCAGUCGUAUUAAGCUAACGUAGAAGCCGCGUCUUUACGCCCUCGAAGGUGCUUCCUGUCAGACGUGCAGAACGCGUGUGAAAUGCCAAAAACUAUAAUUACAAACCCACCUUGCAUGGCGAAGGCGUAACGUAUUUCCAAAGUGUCCCUGAAUGUUAUUAGAUUAACAAAAAGCAAUGCAGAGGUCAGCAAAGUUCAUACCGAUAUUAGGGCUGCCACAAACGAUUUUUUUUUAUUUUUUAUUUCAAAUAUUUUUAUUGAGUUUUCAACACAUAUGACAAUACAAAACACAGCACACACAAAUACAAAAAAAAAAAUAAGACAGAAAACACCGGGGUUGGGCGGUAAUGUUCUACAUUGCCACAGAUGGUACUGUAUUGUGCAAAACAAGGAAGACGAACAGGUCUCUGCGGCAGUGAUAGUAAUACCUGACAUAGUGCAAUAGCCCUUCCCACCCUCCCAUCCCCUCCCUCCAUCCCCAGCUGUCCUGAAAAAUUGAGGCGUAAUAUGUAAGAGUCAGUUUGCAGCGCACCACACAGAGUCAGAUCUUACUUCUUAUGCCAAGGGCCGUAUAAAAGCUCAUCUUAUGAUGGUUUAGUUUGGGUGUCAUGAAAGUAGACUAAGAAAGGGUCCCAUGUCUCAUAAAAUUUCCUCUUCGAGCUACUGAUAGAAAAACGUAGCAUCUCGAGUUUAAGACAGGACAUUACAUCCUGACGCCACUGGUCAAGCGUGGGCAGGGCAGCACCCUUCCAUUUUAGCAGGAUUGCACGUCUGGCCAAGAGCAAGGCAAAGGCAACCAUGCGGUGUUCUGUAGGAGUGAGGUGGGGGUUAUCUCCACCAGCAAUACCAAACAGGGCAAGAGUAGGGCUAAGAUUAACAUUUUUCUGUAAUACUUUAGACAAGGUGUGGAAUAUAUCAUGCCAGAAUUUCUGCAACUUAGGACACAGCCAGUACAUGUGUAUCAGGGAAGCAUCAUUACAAUUGCACUUGUCACAGGUGGGAGUUAUAUCGGGGUAGAUACUGGACAGCUUGACCUUGGACAUGUGAGCCCUGUGGACCACCUUAAAUUGAAGCAGACAGUGUCUAGCGCAGAUGGAGGAUUUAUGUAUUGAUGAUAGAAUGGAGUCCCAUUGGUCAUCAGAUAUGUGUCCCAAGUCCUGUUCCCAAGCCGCCUUAAUCUUGUCCAGUGGUGAACUUAUCAGCUUCGAAAUGGUAUUGUGUAAUUUGGACAGUGCACCUCUGGACAGUGGAUCGAAGGAGAGAAAGGUGUCAAUUGGGUUAGCUAUGGGUACUGAGGGGAAACAAGGCACAACCGAGCGGACAUACUGUCUGACCUGUAAAUACCGAAAGAAAUGUGUUUUGGGUAGGUUGUAUUUCUCAGUCAGUUGAUUAAAGGAAACAAAACAGCCGUCUUCAAACAUGCACGCAAAUGACCUGAUGCCCCUUUCAUGCCAGGUCCGAAAAGUCGAGUCAGAGCGCGAGGGGGUGAAAAGGUGGUUGGAAGCAAUCGGACUCAGAGGGGAGAAGAGUUUGUAUCCAAAAGAUCUCCUAAAUUGGGUCCAACAAACGAUUAUUUUGAUAAUCGACUAGUCACCGAUUAUUUUUGUGAUUAGUAAUGGGAUCAUAUGUAAAUUGCAGCUUAUCUCCGCAUUAUGCAGCUGCUCUUAUAUAACCAUCAUCGGUUUCCAGCUUGAAGUGUUUAAGGUAUGUGCUAACUAAAAAUAAAGACAAUUACGAUGAUAGUUCAUUCAACUUUUAAUGAACUUUGCAGCUUGCAGCAGCAUUUCUGACAUGUUUUAAUGUGAUAGUGAAAACUAAAAUGAAGGCACAAUGGUAACAAAUUGUCCAAAUUGAAGAGGAACAUUUUUUUUUUUUAGCACUGUAACGUAGCGUUAUAUAAUAUUAGCAUCAUCGCAUUUCCUAUUCAAACAUGACGUCGCUGUUAAGUAACUAGCUCACUGUUGACGUUAAUGUUAGCAGCUAACUAGCCCAUUAGCUUACCGAGACGGCUGUUCCUCUUUGUCAGAAAUGGAAUCAGCCAUGACGUGCUUCCUUUUCAGACGCUUCAGACGUUGAAGUGAAGGAAAGUUCUUUUCACAUUCUUCUCUUUUAUUUUGGAGAAAUGCUCCCGAACUUUCAAGCUCCUUAGCCGGCUAGCCGUGAUACUGUUUGGGCGUAACUUUUCCGGUGACAUCACGGCUGACCCCGAUUACCACUACUGCACAUGUGCAUAAAGGACAGACAGACAGCGGCAGUUUGGAGAGAAAAACAAAGCUUCAAAAAAUAAACGAUGACGUCGAUUAUUAAAUAAGUCGUCAACGAUUUUGAUCGUCGACAACUAGUCGACUAAUCUUGGCAGCCCUAGCCGAUAUACAUGCUAGCAGACGUUAUCUUAAGUUUCUCAAAGCUCAGUAAGCAGAUAUGUAAACUUUCUUACAUGAGAUUUAAUACAAAAAACAAUGCUUGACAUUCUAUAGAAAGUAUAUAAAAUAUCAGAUAUCCCCAACAUGUAGAGUUUUAGUAAUUUAAGCAUAAAAAACAAAUUGAAUGUGAAUGAAAGAGCCAGCCAGUAUCACAUAAUAUUAUAUUUAUUAUUCUGUGUUUUUUUCAGCUAAAAGGCUCAAAAAGUCUUGGUUUAAAGUUUUUCUUCCAGACAUUAAGGAGAAAAGUACUCUCAAAGAAAUGUUGAUAUAUAAUAGAAAGAGUCGUUAGCGGCCGAUUUUGAUUUCUGAAGGUUUUGGUGAUUCCAAAAAUGCAAAUCUGCUUUUGCUUCUCUUCUUCCAGCUCUGUGAAUGUGCACAUUUACAGCUUUAUGUUACUGCAGUUUAAAGUUCUUUGGGUGGAGGACCAUCACGAAAGAUUAAGACUAAAUCUUUGUUUGUAUGAAAUUAUUAUUAUUAUUAUGAAUCCUUCUCUUUAACAGCUUAAAUAAAUCAAAUAAUAUGUCCUUGCAGCUUUAUGCUAUUUUUCGUUGGCCAAGCUUUUGAAGGAUGGAAAUAAAACCUACAAAAACAUAAAGAUGGAAACACUUUUUGGCGAAUCUUGUGAUGUUUUUGGACGUUUGAGAAAAAGUGCCAAGCCAGGAACCUUGACCACCUGCAUGACUGAGUGUGUUGUCCAGCAGAGGGUGCUGUGAGUCUGACGACUGCACUGAUCUCAUUGUGUGUGUGUGUGUGUGUGUGUGUGUGUGUGUGUGUGUGUGUGUGUGUGUGUGUGAUUUCAGACAGUGUGACUGACAGAUCAUAAAAAACCAUGCAUGUGGUCGGAUUCAGCUGUGCUCAUUCUGCUGCUAAUGUUUUAUCAAAGCACCUUGUUAGCCGCCAUCUUUGUUUCCCCACAUACAAACAUUCCUUUGUCACAUUCGUGUGUUUCGUCUUUGAGUGUGUGUGUGUGUGUGUGUGUGUGUAGUAUUUGUCUUACAUGUCAGCGAUCAAGCAUCCAGCUUCCACCUGAACUCCAUUUCCAAGUUGUAUGUUGUGAUCUUAACAUGCGUUUGAAGAAACCAUGCAUGUGAAGUCAACAUGUGAAUAUGUCACGUAUGGCCUCUGAAUAACCCGAACUGUGUCCCCUGUUUUUAUACGUUAAUAUAUUAAUAAUGAGAAGGAGGAAACGCCUGAGUCUACAGUUUGUUUUAGUGCAGUACUCAAAUCUAUGAAAAGAGAGUUUAUGGUCGUCUUGGGUCGUACCGGCCUCGAAGCAACUCUGACAAAACGCACAAAACUCAAAAAUUCACUCUCAUGGUGUUUUAAGACCAUUGAGAAGAAGAAGUUUCUUAAGAGUAAAGCUGCAAACAAAAAGUCACGAGGGGAAUUUACUUGCGGUAAGCAAGGCGAACCACACGAAAGUAUGCCAUUUCCUGUGUUAGUGGGAUUUUGAAAGAUGUAACUCUGUAAAAUCAUAGCUUAGGUUAAAGCAGUGAUAAGUGAGUUACCUGAGACAAACGUUUUAUUUUUAAGAACUCUAAAUAAAUCCAAACACACGAAAUAAUGCCAUUUCGUGUGUUCGUGGGAUUUCUAAUAAUGUAUCUCAGGAGAAAUUCAUAGAAAUUUGUGGCUUGGGUUAAACCAGAGAUAAUAUCAAAUAACCGGGUCAUCAAACUUGAGUAACCUGAGACAAACAUGCAUUUUGCUUUUGCUCAGUAGGGCAGCAUUUUUGUAAACUCUAAAUACAUCCGAACACACGAAACUAUGCCUUUUCCAGUCCCUCCAGGAAGUUGCGAUUUCGCCGCAACUUUCCCGCAAAUUUGACCAAUUACAUGAAUCUCAGCCCCUGUACGUCAUCGGUUUCAUCAUCGAUUUCGCUUCCUUGUAACAUAACAUAAACAUAAGUCCUCACUUGAUCGGAGAAAAAACACGCACGGAGAACGGGUGAAAAAGAAAAGCAGUGUGACUGCCCCCUGGUGGCUGGCUGCAGUAUAGGUAAAAAAAUCCGUCUCCUCCAUUCAUUUGAAUGGGGGAGCAGUCAAACUGUAAAAAUAAAUACACGCCGUACGAAUGUUUCUCCCAUCCGUAUGCUGUGGUGAUAUGUAGUUAGUAUUUGACUGUUUUGUGUCCAAGGUCUCUUUUUCCUGAAAAGUUUCUUCUUCGUUAGUUAUUAGAGGUUAAAAAACGGGGUUUUACUUCCUGUUUGAUUGACAGCCGCCGUAGAACGAAACUUCAAAGAACACACAGCGUCUUGUGACGUCACGCUGUAGGGCGGAGCUUGUUACCGUGGCUUCACAGGCUCUGGCUGCACAAUGGCGGCGCCCAGGAGAGGGAUUUUUUGGCUUCAGAACCGUACAACGGGAAGAGGCGGAGCAACGCUGUCCAUUUUUAUUUACAGUCUAUGGCGUUCGUGACAGACACAGCCGGGGGACGUCUGUUUAAUAUUUCAUGUUUGACGUUGUUGCCGUGGUUACCGUAAAAAGCUCGGCGUCUACAGCUUGAUUUAAUCCAGUUUGGUGAAACAUCAGACACAUUUAGUAAGUUUGGAUCAACUCCUCGUCAUCAAAGAUGAAGAUGCAUUUCAGAGUGCCGUGAACUGACUGACUGCCUGUGCCUCUGUCGCUGCGAGGUGCAUUUAGGGACCGUCGUAAAAGUGCAAUACAGUCCUUUCAUGGCAUUUUACUGUGAGUCAAGAGAAUCAAAAUACAGUCAGUGGUCACAUCAAGAAUUUUUUCUAAAAAAAACCUGUAAUUUAGUGUUUUUACUCGCCCCUGAGAUGUGAUUGGGGGAAAAAAAGCACACAAAAAGCUGUCGCAAAAUCAGGCUUUUUUGGGCCGCAAUCCUGGAGGGACUGCAUUUCGUGUGUUCGUGGGAUUUUGACAACUGUAACUCAGGAGAAAUUCAUAGAAAUUGGUAGCUUGGGUUAAAGCAGUGAUAAGUGAGUUACCUGAGACCAACAUUCAUUUAGCUUAGCUCAGGUUUUAUGAACUCUAAAUACAUCCGAACACACGAAAUAAUGCCAUUUCGUGUGUUCGUGGGAUUUCAAAAAAAGUAACUCCCAACAAAUUUGUGGGUUGGGUUAAACCAGCGAUAAUAAACAAAUAACCUUGUCGUUAAACUUUCAUGAGUAACCUGAGUCAUUCUCUAAAUCAGUGGUUCUCAACUGGUCUGGCUUCGGGACCCACCAUCACCCCUUAGUGAUAAGCCGCGACCCAAAUCAAGGAACAUUUUUCAAUUUAUCAAAUUGAUUCAAUAUAAAGAUGGUGCGGUUUGAACCUGAGAUACAGAAUAUCAGAUUAUGCCAACACACAAAAUAAACAAGUGUACUGGUAAACCCAAAACGACCAGCAGGUGGCGAUGCUAGAAGAAGAAAUAUGCCCUUUCACAUUCUUUUAGCUGCAUUUUAAUGUAAAUUAAAAAGUGCAUAUUAGGGACACAAGGUUCCAAGAAUAUCAUGCACAUACAUGAAACAACCAACUAGUGAGAACUAGUUUCAAAGAGAUUCAAAAAUAUGUAUUUUUGGCAUAACAACAUGUUAGAAUAAAAAUGAUGCAUUUUUUCCAAAUGACGGUUUAAUUUUGACGGCAUCAUACUAGGAAAAAAAACUUACUUUGAUUGUCUUCCUCUAUCCUGUAAAAUGCACGGUUUCACUUAGCAUUACAGGGCAAUAUCGCCACCUACUGUCCUGGAGUGUGAAUAGAUAGCACAGGAAUUUUUAUUUUUUAUUUACUUUUUUUUUUCCCACCCGAAGUCCUGCGACCCACUCAAAAUGAGUCCACGACCCACUUUUGGGUCGCAACCCACCAGUUGAGAAACACUGCUCUAAAUACAUCCCACCCUCGUCUCACGCUCAUGCUGUUAACUCGAGCCACUCUUGAACUACGAGUGAACGUAGCUAGCAUGAUUUGUUGGAUUCAGGUUUCUAAUUUUAACUGCGUAUAGAGAUGGACGACACAUCUUCACCUUCUCCAGAUGCACAAAAGUGAAACCAAAACACUCACGAUUGUGGAAAGUUCCUGACUCCCGUGUUAGUGUUCCCUCUCAACGUUCCUCAUCUACUGAUUGGUCGACAGAGCUGUCAAUCAUGAUGUCAUCUUGUCUUUUUUAGCAUUUAGUAACCAGUUGCAACAAAACUUUACAGAAAAACGAAGCCUUGGAUUUAAAUUAGUAUGACAUGAGCUAACUAUAAUGACUGAAAAUACUCAAUUUUAUAGUUUGAAACGUGUUCCAUGUGUUAGCACAAAGGAGGCAGGCUUUAAGAGCUACUCAGCAACCAACCAGCAGGGGGAGCUCUAAAUCUAAAUGUGUUGCCCUCGCUUUAUGAGUUCGUACAUGUCGUCUAUCUUUUCAAACCGUUUCCUCACGGCCGGUACGAACAGACCGAACAUGAAAACUGAGUACUGCGUUAACACAAACAUGUAGAAAUCAAGUGUUGAUUCAGAGUUGGUGUCUGAUCAGCAUCGCUCUCUGUCGCUGCGUUCUGAUUCCCCCUCAUGUGUGUUUGACUCAUUCAGUGUUAUCACUCUCGAGCAUAUCACCGUAUUCCCUGAGAAAACCUCCGACUCUGUGAUUCUGAGUAAAUAUUUUCACUUGUUUACUUUGUUUUGUUAUAAUAAGUUAAUUUCUAUGGUAUCUGAGGACUGAAUGUAAAAAGGUAAUCAUAACUUUGUGCUACUUUUACUGAUGGAGAGAAAUGUUAUGGAGAGCUGUGUAUUAAUAUAUGACUGCUUAGAUAGAACAUCAUUUUUUAGUUUUUAGGUAAUGGGUCUCAGUUUUCAGGUACAAGAACACUGUUGUUAUAAAUACGGAUUAUUAAAAAAACAGUUGAAUCAAUUCCUCCGUCUGUCUCGGUUACAUUUGUGGAGAACUUUUAGAUAUGUUUGUUUUUUUCCAGGAAUGCUGCCAGUUUUGGGUGCAUUGAGUCUCCAUUGCAUUUAACACUUUCAAUAAUAAAGUUUCAUAGGAAAUAAAAUCAAACCUGUUUAAAAAAGUG